Molecule: messenger RNA, 1201 nt
Organism: Arachis stenosperma
Lineage: Eukaryota; Viridiplantae; Streptophyta; Magnoliopsida; Fabales; Fabaceae
Exons: 4
Coding region: 71-1129 (352 amino acids)
Biological process (GO): RNA processing
Molecular function (GO): RNA binding; RNA methyltransferase activity
Source: RefSeq, a predicted model, not a curated record
AAUAUAGUAAGCUGAUAAAGCAAAGUAACAUAGCAAAGGCGAAAGGUAGAAGAAGGAGGAAGGAACCGAAAUGCAAUGCAGCGCGAACGUUGUUCACUGUGCUUGUUCCACUUUCUCUCCUCAAACUCUCUCAACAAAAACAUUCUCUUUUCAGUUUCACCCAACUUUCAAACUUACUUCACAACAACAGCAGCAGCAGCAGCACAAAAUCACUUGCCCACAGCCACCAGAACAACGAAGAACCUGUUCUGAUGGUUAUGGAAAUUCGAAGAAGGUGAUAACGAGUGUUUCGAACCCUUUCGUGAAGCACUGCCUCAAGCUCCGCAACAGCUCUUCUUAUCGCCGCUCUCAUGGCUCCGUUCUUGUUGUGGGCUCCACACCCAUUAGAGAAAUAUACAGGUUUCAAGACUCAUUCCAAGAUGAAAAUAUAACAAUGGAAUAUUUGAUUCUUCUUGAUAAAGCUGAAAUUUCCAGUGGGUUGGAUAAAUCCGCAGCUUCUAUUGUGCAUGCAAGCCCAACGGUGAUGAAAAAAAUUUCAGGGCUGCAAUCGACUGACUCUACUGAUGCAAUUGCCAUAAUGAAGAUUCCUGCUAGAUUUUUCUAUCUAGAUGAUCAUCAAAAGAAAGAAGACUGCAAGAAGUGGUUUCUUUCUACACAUCGGAUUUUAGUUCUUGAUGGGAUUCAGGACCCUGGUAACCUCGGCACAUUACUCCGAUCAGCUGUUGCCUUUAGAUGGGACGGAGUUUUUCUUCUUCCAGGCAGCUGCGAUCCAUUCAACGAGAAAGCUCUCCGAGCUAGCCGAGGUGCAUCCUUUCAGCUCCCCAUUAUUUCCGGUAGUUGGAGUCAUCUGGAUAUUCUCAUAGAAGAAUUUCAAAUGAAGUUGCUUGCUGGGCAUCCUGAGCAUGAAGGGUUAGUCAAGCCAGUUUCUUUGCUUUCUCCAUGCUUUUGUUAUUCCUUAUUAGAUACGCCAUUGUGCCUGGUUUUAGGCAGCGAAGGAAGUGGCCUUUCGGAAAAAUCCCUGCAGGCAUGUGAGCUUGUAAGCAUUGCAAUGGCUGGAGAAUAUGAGUCACUUAAUGUUUCUGUUGCUGGUGGAAUUUUCUUGUAUAUGCUUCAGCCAAAUAAUACAUGAUCUUUCUAAUUCUAUACUAUACAGAGUCUCAUUUAAGUUUAGGAAAUACCUUAAAUGCAUUAAGUUAAACUU